Molecule: messenger RNA, 1621 nt
Organism: Macrobrachium nipponense
Lineage: Eukaryota; Metazoa; Arthropoda; Malacostraca; Decapoda; Palaemonidae
Product: serine/threonine-protein phosphatase 6 regulatory ankyrin repeat subunit A-like
Exons: 13
Coding region: 30-1088 (352 amino acids)
Biological process (GO): regulation of gene expression
Cellular component (GO): nucleus
Molecular function (GO): protein binding
Source: RefSeq, a predicted model, not a curated record
GGAAUGACUCCUUUUAAAUUUUCUCAGGAAUGACUCCCUUGAUAAUAGCAUCCAAGAACUUGAGGUACGGUGACAGAGGGGUCGUAAAGGCUCUCCUCGACGCAGGUGCCAAAGUCAACCACCAGGACAGUGAAGGUCAUACUGCCCUGUCAAGGUCCCUGGAGAAGAAUCCUAUCGUGAUCUAUGACGCAGUCAAUAGUUUGCUAGCAGCUGCUGCAGAUGUGGAAUUGCCGCCUGAACCAGCAAUGAGCCCUCUGCAAGAAGUUGCCUCCAAGAGUGACAAUCACCGUCUCCUGGAACAACUGAUCGAGGCCGGCGCAGAUGUUAACAGAACAUCCGCCGCAGGAAAAACUGCACUGAUGUAUUCUGCAACGGGAAGCGAGUCGGGCGCUGAUCUACUGAUUGAUGCGGGAGUUGAUAUUAAUGCUAAAGACGAUGCAGGCGAUUUUGCACUACUGCUAGCUUGCAAGAGCGGUCGUUCAGAGUCCCAGAGCUUAUUCGUCGAUCACCUACUGGAAAAAGGUGUGGAUGUCAACGCAGCAUCUGCGACAGGGAAUACGGCGCUCCACGAAGCAGCUCGCAAUGCCCUCCCCUACGUCUGUCGAAGAUUGGUCGAAAGUGGAGCGUCGGUUUAUGCAGUUGAUUACCAAGGAUACACUCCACUGAUGUCAAUGGGGGGAUACUUUGACCAUAGACAUUUAGUAAUCGAGAUCCUACUGGCAGCCGGAAGUGACAUCAACCACGAGAGUAACACAGAUGGAACGGUUGUACACUUGCUUGUGACGUACGGUGACGCGAUGUCACUGAAACUAGUCAUGGGAUUCUGUCCUGAUUUAACAAAGACCAACGACCAAGCUCAGACUCCACUGGCCUUGGCCCAGUCGAGGUUUAACAGUGAAGAGUUCAUCGACAUCCUGAAUGCAAAGUACACAGCGUCUUGUGCCUACGACUUGAAAAUCUACAAAGAGGGUGACCGCUGGUGUGAUCACAAGACAUCUAAGGCGUAUGAGUGCCUGAGCAACUGUCAGUCUCAAGAGAUUGUCGGAGGCCUACCAGAAUGCGGCUCCGGUGGAGGUAUACCAGCAUGAAGGAGUAUGUGAAUGUUUACGUCAACGUCGACUACAGGACGGGGAAAUCACUCUGUCUUCUCUUCCUUCUUCUUCUUCUUCUCCUUCCCUUUCGCCUAGAGAAGUCACCCUGAAUACUUUACUCCAGUACUUUCGUGCACACUUGCUUUUUCUGUUCUUAAAUUGACACGUUCUACUUUCAUGGAGUUAUUAUUAUUUUUUAUGAAGCAACAAGUGAUAUUAACCAAAGUGUCUUCCUCAAACGGGAAAUAUGAGACAUUUACAAAAGCCAUCUUCAUCAAUUUUGUCUAAAUUGUACCUUAUGCCGGAGUGAUUAUGAUGAAUAGGCCUAUGGAACCAUGAGCUUUGCCAAGUAUGUUGCCUCAGAGUUCUUUGCCUAAAACCGAGUCUCCUAAAAGAGGCAUCAAAGCAAAUAUUUUGAGAUACCUUACUGAACUCAAUAACAUCCGACUUGCUCUCAUUUCGAAUGUAGCUUAACUUCAGGAAUAAUGUUUUUAAGAAAUAUUAUAAUUGAUGUAAAAGUUAAAUAAAUA